AUGGCGACCAGCGGCGGAGGAUACCGGCUGAAUAAAGUGCUCAACAGGAUCGUGCCGAGCUUGAUGUUUCUGAUGAUCUUCUUGGGCUCCCGGUUAGUCUUGAACCACUCAAUACCUCACUUGCUGGCGAAUUCUUCGGGCGACGGCCAUCGUUGGAUCAAGCUCUACAGGCUCGUGUUCAUCUCCCAGCUCUCGUUAGCCGUGGGAUGGUAUCUGGCUAUCUACUUCGACCUAUUCGGCCACCACCACUCCUCUGCAAACGUUACAUCCUCCGCCAUCGUCCAGAAAAUCAUCAACAAGUCUAUCGUCUAUCAGUGCGUCGAUCAGAUCGGGUCGCCUCUACGUUGUCCAAUUUGUGAUGAUCAGAUCGUUCCAGUGCGUGCCCGUCAUUGUUUAGACUGCGGAAUAUGCGUGCCAGGAUUUGACCAUCAUUGCGUCUGGUUUGCACAAUGUAUAAGCAUCACGAGCACGCUCAAGCCAUUCAUCCAAGUGCUGGUUCUCGGAGCAACGACGAUCGUCGCCGGGGCCGGGCCCAUCUACCCGAUCGUCGUCCAGCAUGUCAAGCAAGUCGUCCGGCUCACCUGGAGCGCCCAAUCAAGCGGCGAUACGUUGCGUCGAAUAUGGUGGGAUCGGUGGUGGGGUUGGGCUGGCGGCCCCGUCUAUAGAUACAUGGGCGGGCUUUGUCUGGGCUACCUAUACUAUCAUGAGAUAAGCCCGCAAGAUGCGUCUCCUUCGACCCCCGCGGCCGACGACAGGCCAAAGACUAGUCCGAAAGGGAGUUCAGUGUUGGAUGAGCCAUCGCUCUCGGUGCUCAUGAUCAUAUUAGCAGCGACGAUGGUCCUGCUGGUGAUUCUGGCAAUGCUGACGAUAGUAUUCAAGAACAACAUCCUCAAUGGACUUUCGACGAUCGAGAUCGAACGCGCACGGCGCUCCAGGCGCUCUCCCGGAGACGCUCGCCUCAUCAAGCUCUGGGUCCCGCCGUCUGCUUCGGCCGGACAGCCCACAGGAAAGGUCGUCCUCGUCCCGCCCGGCUUGCCCAUCUUCGACCUGCGUCCUAGUCUCAACUUCCAGCUCAUCAUGGGAAAGCGAGUCUGGCAUUGGUUUGUGCCGUGGAAAACGAGCGGGACCCCCGACGGGGUUGAAUGGCCGAUCUCGGAUCAGUGGCUGGGCUAUCUAAGAUCGCUGGAUCCGUACACCGAGGAAUGA
Molecule: messenger RNA, 1206 nt
Organism: Puccinia triticina
Lineage: Eukaryota; Fungi; Basidiomycota; Pucciniomycetes; Pucciniales; Pucciniaceae
Exons: 7
Coding region: 1-1206 (401 amino acids)
Biological process (GO): peptidyl-L-cysteine S-palmitoylation; protein targeting to membrane
Cellular component (GO): endoplasmic reticulum; Golgi apparatus
Molecular function (GO): protein-cysteine S-palmitoyltransferase activity
Source: RefSeq, a predicted model, not a curated record